AUGGAAGUUGAUGAUAAGUUAACGGCUUCAACCAUUGUUGGUGUAAAUGAUCUGAUGGCAUCGAGGAGGCUGAACCACAAUGCGAGCGAGCGCAAUCGCCGAACGAAGAUCAAUCUUCUAUUUUCUUCUCUUCGCUCUGUUCUUCCUCCUCACGAUCAACGGAAGAGAUUAAGCAAUCCAGCAACAGUUUCAGUUGCACUAAACUACAUAUCAAAUCUACAAAAGCAAGUGGAGGAACUUGUUGAGAAGAAGAAACAGCUCAUGAUUUCGAUGAUUACGAGGAGAUCACAAGAAGAAAGCAGCUCAAGCUUGUUGGCUGUUUCAACCAAUAGCCUUAGUGAAACAGAAAUUGUCCAAAUAAUUUCCACCUUUCAUGGAAUCCCUUUGUCUUGCAUCUUGCUUGGUUUACAAGAAGAUGGGCUUCACCCUCUUAAUAUUUCUUCAUCUCUGUCCUUUGGAGGAAGAAUCUUUUACUAUUUACAUCUUCAGGGGUGUGCAUGGGUUGGAUUGAGGGUGUUUUUUUGGACAAACUCGAAAAUUCGGAUUGACAUAACCUAA
Benincasa hispida (wax gourd) is the source of this 558-nucleotide messenger RNA. Lineage: Eukaryota; Viridiplantae; Streptophyta; Magnoliopsida; Cucurbitales; Cucurbitaceae. The record is from RefSeq and is a predicted model, not a curated record.